AUGCCGGUUGCGGCGGUGGCAAAGGCAGAGAGGGCAACCUAUCAUUCACAUACAGCGGUCUUUGAUUUGCGUGAUGAUUGUAAAAUGGCACGUCUGAAGGUCCCCGGAUUUGCACCUGUGAUAUCGACGGGAGAUCCAGCUUUUCGGUUG
This is a messenger RNA of Mollisia scopiformis, 150 nucleotides long. RefSeq lists its product as uncharacterized. Lineage: Eukaryota; Fungi; Ascomycota; Leotiomycetes; Helotiales; Mollisiaceae. The record is from RefSeq and is a predicted model, not a curated record. The transcript has a single exon. The annotation marks the transcript as partial.